Messenger RNA from Dicrocoelium dendriticum, 303 nucleotides. NCBI's taxonomy places the organism in Eukaryota, Metazoa, Platyhelminthes, Trematoda, Plagiorchiida, Dicrocoeliidae. The record is from the annotation of a GenBank genome assembly.
AUGCAUAUACAACAUUCCUCUUUUCUAGGAAAUGCCUCAUUCGGAGAUUUUGAUAUGAUGAUAAUCAUGACAAAUAAUAUAAUGGAUAACCUGGCUGGCGAAACUAAGAAAGAAUACUCCGGAAAGCCUGAAGAAAAGACGACAAUGGCACAACUUAACCAGCUCCAGAAAAUCUGGUUUGAGCUGCAAAUGAGAUUUUAUAGGCUCAAGCGAGCAUGCAUUGAUUCAGAACUAACUGCUCAGAAGUUGACUGGUAGGUUUAAGUUUUUAUGUUCAUCCAAAUCUUAUGAUAAAUUUGUGUAA